AUGAUGAGUUUAUCUGAAAGAAAAAUGUCUGUAACUCAAGAUGAUUCGCCACAAGAUGAAGAACAUGAUUGGGACACCUAUUUAAUUGAAACGAGUAGUGAAGCUGCACCAGCUUGCAAUUUUCGACAGUCUUUAAUUCCGCCGAAAAAUGAUUUUUCUAUGGGAGACAAACUUGAAACCAUUGAUCCAAGAAAUCAAGAUUCAUGGUGUAUUGGCACAAUUGUUGAUAAAGACGGACCAAGGAUACGCAUACGUUUAGAUGGUACGGAUGAUCGAAAUGAUUUUUGGCGACUUGUUGAUUCAACCGAUAUUCGAUGUUAUGGAACAACAGCAAAAUAUGGUGGACAAAUUGUACCUCCACUUGGUUUUCAACAAAAUUCAACUCGAUGGGCGAAAUAUUUUGAAAAAAAUGUUAAAAAUGGACCCUUCGCUAAUGCAUCUUGCUUUAAAUCGGCACCACCCAAACCUGAAAAAAAUCUUUUCAAAAAAGGACAGAAAUUAGAGGCUGUUGAUCCAAAACAUCCAGAAUUAAUAUGUCCAGCUACUGUAAAUAAUGUCAUGCAUGGUGAUUAUCGAAUUGUAUUAUCAUUAGAUGGUUGGAGUUCGUCCAAUAAUUUUAAAGUUGAUUAUUCAUCAAGGGAUAUUUUUCGUGUUGGCUGGUGUAAAUCCGUAGGAAUUCGCAUAGCUAAAGUCGGUGGAAAUCCUCUUUCUCGUACAUCGACAAAAUCAUUACCGAUAACUCCAAAUAAACAGACUGGAAAUAUCCGACAGCAACAAGCAAAAAAUAAGAAAACAGUUAUUUCGCCAUCAUCAGAUGAUUCAUCGUAUUCACCAACAACGAUGGAUGAAAAGAAUAAUAAUUUAGUAUCGAAGAAAAACUCAAUUAAAAUAUCGCCAAACAAAAAUGAACAUAAAAGUUCAAUGGAUUUUCAUGACGUUCAAACAAAAAAUAUUAAAAAAGAACAGCCUAUUGUAACUGUUUAUUGGAAUUAUAUUGGUGAUAAUGGAGGAAUGUUAUUAAAUCCUCCACGAUUUCAUUCCUCAAUGCCAUCGAUAUUUGGUCCAGGUGAAUGUUACUCAGUUUUAAAAACAAUUUUUGAUUCAUGUAUUAAAUGUUCAUUUCAACCAACAUCCUUUAUCAAUCGCAUACUUGAUUUAUUUCCUGUGACAAAUAAUGAUAAAAAGAAGUCCUCUACGCCGAUUAAAUUGGAGAAUGGCACUAUAGUAAAUAUUCCAUACAUUGAAAAUGAAGAAGAAUUUUGGGAUAUUAUUCGUUUAUUUCAAAAUGGCAUAUUAGCUGGAAAUGAUUUAUUUAUAUCAACACUACCACAUUCAACUAUGAAUCAUAGUAAUGGUUCAUCGUCAUCGUUUCUUGAUUCAUCCCUAUCACCUGAUAAGAAAGAACUUUCACCAUUAGUAAAUCAAAAUGUCAAACGUAAAAGUGCAGAAAUAAAUUCGGAAAAUAAAACAUUUCUACAGAAUGGAAAAGUUCCACGAUCAAGUUCUAUUGAAAAAUCGGUGCAUGAUACAAAACCUUUGUUAAAUUCUCAUCCGUCGAAUAAUCCAAAAAUAAUAAAUACUAAUGUUCAAAAUUGUGUUACACCAUUAAAUGUAAUAUCUCGUCGUCCUGAAAGAUUUACACCAGUGGAUGUCGCCGCAUUCGUUAGAGGCAUUGAUCCAGCAUUCGAGAAUCUUGCUUCUCGUUUUCUUCAAGAAGAAAUCGACGGAAAAGCUCUUCUUCUUUUAACAACUGAUACACUAAUGCGACAUAUGGGUUUAAAACUAGGUCCAUCACUAAAAAUUAUUAAUCAUAUUGAAAAAUUAAAGAAAAACUAA
This is a messenger RNA of Rotaria socialis, 1836 nucleotides long. The record is from the annotation of a GenBank genome assembly. NCBI's taxonomy places the organism in Eukaryota, Metazoa, Rotifera, Eurotatoria, Philodinida, Philodinidae.